UCUCAAAAUUUUCAAUGCCACUCACUCUCUUCCGUUCACGUUUGGUUUCGUACCAAACACAGCCUUGAGUAACCGAAAACAAGCAUUUUAACUCAUGACAUUUAUACUCAACGGAGUGCCGCUUUUCUGAGUUCUCUUACUCUAAUCGACGAGAUAAGAAUAAUUUAUUGAAAAUGAGGUCUCAGUUUGCAGAUCUGCGAGGACUCUUCUCUCCGCUGCUUCUAAGCAGACUUCUCGUUCCUUUUCGGGAGGGCGUUCUGCUGCUGCUGCAGCUACAGUUUCAUGUAGAGGAAGAGCUUCGUCUCUAGCUUCCUCCGGUGCAUCUGAAUCAGGAAACAAGUAUAGGAGUUGGAUUGCAGGAGCCAUUGCCCUUCCAUCAGCAGCAUAGUUUUCAUGCUCCAGGACCAAGAGGGACGUGCUGCUGAGAUGGAGCGCACUUUUAUUGCCAUCAAGCCUGAUGGAGUGCAGAGAGGAUUGAUAUUAGAAAUCAUAUCACAUUUUGAGCGCAAGGGUUAUAAACUUGUGGCAAUCAAGAUUUUGGUUCCUAAAAAUGAAUUUGCCUAGAAGCAUUAUCAUGAUCUCUAGGAGAGACCUUUCUUCAAUGUCUUAUGUGAAUUCCUUAGCUCUGGACCAGUUGUAGCUAUGGUCUGGGAAGGCGAAAGAGUCAUCAAAUAUGGUCGUAAACUCAUAGGAGCUACAGAUCCACAUAAAUCUGAACCAGGAACCAUCAGAGGGGACUUGGCUGUUGUCGUUGGAAGAAACAUAAUUCAUGGUAGUGACGGUUUGGAAAUUGCGAAGGAUGGAAUCAAACUGUGGUUCAAACCUAAGGAAUUGAUAAGUUACAUGAGCAACGCUGGAAAGUGGAUAUAUGGAGAUAACUAA
Molecule: messenger RNA, 882 nt
Organism: Olea europaea var. sylvestris
Lineage: Eukaryota; Viridiplantae; Streptophyta; Magnoliopsida; Lamiales; Oleaceae
Product: nucleoside diphosphate kinase 4, chloroplastic-like
Exons: 7
Biological process (GO): CTP biosynthetic process; GTP biosynthetic process; UTP biosynthetic process
Molecular function (GO): nucleoside diphosphate kinase activity
Source: RefSeq, a predicted model, not a curated record